AAGGACCUAGACACAAGGAGGGGACACCAUGGAGAGUCAGAAGGUUCCUCGGAGGGCCAAGAAGCUGGGCUCCAGCCGCAGGCGGCAGACCAGAGGAACCGGAAGCUCCGAGGACCAGCCUGGAGAACGGGGUGAAGAGUCCCUGCCCUCAGAGGUGAUGGAGAAGCUCCGAGAUUUCUUCCAGGCCUGUGAUGCCGACCGAAAAGGCUUUGUCACCCGGGAGGACCUGCAGAAAGCUGAGUUGAACCUGCCAGGAAACACCGAGGAGCUGGCGCUGGUUUUUGAUGGGCUGGACAAGGAGAAGAAAGGCUACCUGACCACUGAGGAAUUCACCUCAGGACUCGGGAACCUCUUCGGCUCCCAAACCAGGACCCACGAGCACCGCAGGAGGAAGACGGGCUCCAAGAGGGCUUCGCUGCCCCACAGGUUACUUCCCCUGGAAGAAGCCGACAACGAGGAGAGGGCCUGGUUUCUGUCUUUCAUGGAGCAGAUGGGCGCCAGCCACGUAUUUCCCGAUCAGGAUGAGAUCUGGCAGCUGUGGAGGAAGCUGCGGCAGGAAGAGCCCCAGUUAGCGGGGAAUUUGGAGGGGUUCCUGGCCAAGAUGACAAGCCGCAUUCGCGCGGCACGAGAAGAGAAGGAGGCUCUGGAGGUCACCCUGAAAAAGCGCGACGCUGACCACCACCGAGAAGUCCAGCAGCUCUAUGAGGAGAUGGAACAGCAGAUCCAGAGUGAGAAAGAGCGACUGCAGACUGUGAGUGACGCCCGGAGCCUGGUCUACGACUCGGAGAUGCAGAAGGCCCUGGAGGCCAAGGAGCAGGAGGUGGAACACUUAGCCGAGGGCCACCGAGCGCUGGAGGCCCAGCUCCACCAGCUGAGCAGCACGAAGCACGCAGCCACCGCCGAGAACCUGCAGCUCCGGGAGGCGCACAGGGACCUGGCAGGGAAGCUGGAUCUCAUCCGAGGGCAGCUUCAAGAGACCACCGGGCACCUGGGAGCGGCGAGGGCCCAGGUGUCAUGGCAGGGGCCGGAGGAAACCAGGCAAGACCAGCUUCCUGCAGAGUUGAUGUUCCAAAUAGAGGGGGAACAGAAAGGGGACGUGGUGCUGACUGCUGACCAGCCAGGAGCCGCCCACGACCCCGCUGCUGUCUCAGAGAGGAGCCCUGGCUCCCGAUCCCGCGUCAUCUCCAUAGAGGAAGAUCCACUACCCGAACUAUUGGGGGAAGACUGGAAUCAGCUGCUGACUCAGUUUUCCACCCCGCCCCAGAGGAAAGUUCUGGACCUGCAGGUGUCCUGGAGCCCUCCUCCCAGCCCGAGGGGUACCCUUCCUCCUUCUCCUCUCCCUCGUGUCGUCCGCCAGAUCUCCAUUUCCGAACAGAGCCCCCGGCAGCAGAGUCAGGAAACUACUUCAGCACAGGAAAGGUUUUCGGGAAACACCUUGGAGCAGGUGGAAAGAGUGGGGAUUCUGAAGGAGCCCAGUCCCGAGGGGGAGCUCAGCUCUGAGUCACAGCCCAGUCUCAAGCCGGAGCCCAACCUUAAAUGGAAGUCCAAGCCCGAGUCAGAGUCUAACCUCGAAUUGGAAGCCAACCUCGAACUGAAACCCAGCUCUGAGUCAGAGCCCAACCUCAAACUGGAGCCCAACCCCGAGACGGAUUCCAAGCUUGAACCGGAGCCCGACCCUGAGCCCAACCUCAAGCCGCAACCCAACAUCGGGCCAGAGCCCAGCUCCAAGUCAGAGCCUAAUCUCCAACUGGAGUUUAACCUCAAACUGGAGCCCAGCUCCAAGAGAGAGCUUCGCUUCAAACUGGAGCCCAACCUCGAAAUGGAGCCCAGCUCCAAGUCAGAGUCUAUCCUCGAACUGGAGUCUCACCUUCAACUGGAGCCCAAACUCGAACUGGAGCCCAGUUCCAAGUCAGAGCCUAAUCUCGAACUGGAGUGUAACCUCAAACUGGAGCCCUGCUCCAAGUCAGAGCUUAACCUCAAACUGGAGCCUAACCUCCAACUGGAUUCCAGCUUCGAACCAGAGCCCAGCUCCAAAUCGGAGCCUAACCUCCAACUGGAACCCAAUCUCGAACUGGAGCCCAGUUCCAAAUCAGAGCCUAACCUCCAACUGAAGCCAAGCUCCCAGUUGGGGCCCAGCCCUGAGAAGACACUUCAGCAGGAAGUCCAGCAAGACCCCAUUGGGGAGAGUGUGCAGGCAGCUGUUGAUAGGCCGGCGAGGCCGGUAGCAGCCCCCAGCAGAGGGAAGGAACUCUUUUCGGAUUUGUUACCCAGCUCCCAGCCAGCAAUGCCAGAGCUGGGGCACCCACCUGUCCUGGCCCCGGGGCAGAGGCAGCAUCCGGUGGGCCAGUCGCCAGAGGCGCCAGACUUGGCGAUGCCCGGGCAUCCCCCUGCGGAGAGCGGAGGACCAGGGGCCAGGCAGCCCUGGGAGAGGGAGACUCUCCCCGAUCCCGAAAUACAGGCCGCUCAGACCUGGGGAGCCCGGCAAGGAGAGGGGGCUGGUUCAGAUGGUUCCCUGCCUGGAUUUCUCCAGGCUCCAGAAGUCUGGGGACGGGGAGCCUCAAAGGAAGGAGCUCCCGGGCCUGAGAGCACAGCGGCCCCCCUCAAGCAAGAGAUGUGGGGCGGAGUCCUGGAUCCCGAGGGCGGUGAUAUCUCCCAUCUGGAUGAGCAGCCGGUGAGCUCUGUGUCGGUCAAGGUGGCUCGGACGCAGGAAGCUGCGCUGGGGGCGCCACCCCCAGCUCCCAAGCAGGACACCCCGGGCGAGGGAACUCUGGAAGAAGAAACUGCAGAUCUGCAGAGGGCUGAGCCUGGGGGGCCUGGCUUCCCCAGAGAAGACUCUCUCCGGAGAGGCUUUCCUCCCCGGGAAGUCCUGCCCGAGGGUGGACCUGAACAGCCAGGUCCAGGAGAAGCCGUUGGCAUUACCCCAGAGCGGCUGUCCGGGCUGGGCCCCGAGCCCCAGGCCAAGAUCUCACAGGCAGAUGGAGAGCGUGGGGUUGCCACUGUGGAUCUCCCUGGCCAGGGCCAGAGACAAGGAGCCUCCGCUGGACCCUCACAGGAAAUGAACCCCGGAUCCACAAAAUCCAGGAAGACUCUGCCUGGACAGGAUCCCCAGGGGCCAGGACUCCUCUCCAAGGAGCUAGGGGUGGACCCUGACUAUGUGUACCACAUUCUGUUCGUAGGAGAUUCAAAUGUGGGCAAGUCAUCGUUCCUGCACCUCUUACACCACCACACCUUUGCCUCCGGUCUGAUGGCCACUGUCGGGUUGGAUUAUCGCAUCAAGAAUCUGCAGGUGGAUAACAAGCAUUUUGCUCUGCAGCUCUGGGACACGGCAGGCCAGGAAAGGUACCACAGCAUGACCAAGCAGCUGUUCCGCAGAGCCGAUGGCAUCGUGCUCAUGUAUGACGUCACCUCCCAGGAGAGUUUCAUCCACGUGCGCUACUGGCUGGAUUGCAUCCGGGAAGGAUCGGGUGAGGGGGCCAUCAUUUUCCUCCUGGGGAACAAGAUGGACUGCACAGAGGAGCGCCAGGUGUCCACGGAGGCCGGGCAGCUUCUGGCAAUGGAACUCGGGCUCUACUUCGAAGAAUGCAGUGCUGCCCUGGGGCACAACAUCCUGGAGCCCGUGAUUAACUUAGCCAGGGCUCUGAAGGCUCAGGAAGACCGACUGAAGGGGGAGCUGGUGACGCUGGCCUCAAGGGAGCCCAAGAAGAAGCGAGGCUGCUGUCCAUGAGCUGCAAGCGGUCGGCGGGACGACUCAGAUCCCCCCAUUCCUAGCCCUUCCAGGCCCCGGCUCCCCAUCCUUGAAAUACUCUGCCUCCCAGGAUCCAGAUGGGAAUCUCUGAGACCCCUCCAGCCUGAAAAGCCAACAACGUCCCCACUCUCUCUCCUCCCACCUCUCCCCCAUGGGAGUCCAGUAAUAAUAAUAGUAAUUGUG
Ornithorhynchus anatinus (platypus) is the source of this 3928-nucleotide messenger RNA. It is a transcript of the gene RAB44, whose product is annotated as RAB44, member RAS oncogene family. The transcript is spliced from 14 exons. The record is from RefSeq and is a predicted model, not a curated record. The coding region runs from base 29 to 3724 and encodes 1231 amino acids. NCBI's taxonomy places the organism in Eukaryota, Metazoa, Chordata, Mammalia, Monotremata, Ornithorhynchidae. Gene Ontology annotation, molecular function: GTP binding; calcium ion binding; GTPase activity.